Molecule: messenger RNA, 7297 nt
Organism: Rana temporaria (common frog)
Lineage: Eukaryota; Metazoa; Chordata; Amphibia; Anura; Ranidae
Product: KIAA1549 ortholog
Exons: 20
Coding region: 87-5855 (1922 amino acids)
Source: RefSeq, a predicted model, not a curated record
CGGAGAGGAGCCGCAGAAGCAGCAGCAGCGGUAGAAGCGGCCCCGGGAUGCCGCCUCCCCCUCCCCGCUGACCGCUACACCGGGACAUGGAGCCGGGGGCCCCUUCCACCUUCCUCACCAUCAUCAGCCUCAUCCUGCACAUCCAGCCCGGGGCGCCUGAGAUUGUCCAUCUUGGCCCUUUUUUCCUGAUACAGAAUGAAACUUCAGAAUUAAGCCAAAAUGCCUCGACCUUGGAAAAAGAUGUUGCGCUCUCAUCACAAAACUUUUCCUUGGAGGAACACAUCGCCCCCGAAACAUCGGCCAUUCAGCUUUUAGAGUCGGCAAAAAACAUGGCACCUGCAGACACCAUCUGGCCCUUUUCCAGCGAAGCUGUCCUGCAAGAUGAUUUGUUAAUCACUCAAACUGUAAGUGCUCAGCCUUCCACAUCACUAGAUGAAUCUCAAGUUUUAUAUAACUCACUGACAACAUCAGUAGUGGACGUCAAUCAUUUAAGCUCUGAAAUACUAGAAUCAAUAAACAAUCAACCAACACCUUCUUUUGUACUGCUAGAAACUAGUCUGGGUUCUUCAUCCCAAAUUUUUUCUGAUCAGCAUGUGAUGAACUCUCAAGAGGAGUUUUUUAGUAGUAUCUCACAAACCUUUUGGAAUACCGAAACUCUUCCAUUGCCAAAAACACAUGCAGACAUUGUCACCUCUGUUUUCAUAGAAGAAAGUUUUGUCUUGGAGAGUUCAUCCUCCAGAGAACUCAAAACAUUAUCCUAUUUUGACUCUGUGACCCUGCCGCCUGUGGUUUCUAGCACACCUUUGAUGUCUUUAAAUAGCCUGGAUUUCUUGGAGAGUAGUGAAAACCUGCCAAGCUUGACCAUUUCAGAAGAAGUCACCAUCAUUUCAACCAAAAAUGUUCUGCAGAGCAUAUUUUCAAAUAUAGGGCUUGCACAAGAUUCAACUACCAGCCCUAGCAUGGAAGUGCUAAUAACUUUUUCACCCGAUACCUCGACAACGUAUGAAUGGCCCCAUAGUGCAGUUCCGGAUGUCUUUGAGAGUCUUCUUUUGGAAAACGUCAAAAGUUCGGAAAUUUUGGCCACAAGUCUGACACCUGUUUUUGUAUCUCAGUUUGAACAGACAUUCCUGCCUUCUUUUACUGUGUCCUCAAGUUUUAUGUACACCCAGUGGUGGUCAGAGGAUUAUCUAGAAACUAUUAUCACGAGCCCCUCAGGGUCCAUAGAUGGAAAUAUUCAGACUAGUGUAGUUUCUGACUUUCCGUUUUUAGUUGAGUCUACUGCUGAAGUUGUUGAAUCUGUUUUCCCUUCAGUUAUGGUAACUCCCGUUUCUUCAUCUUAUACGGAUGUUUUGGAAUCGUCAAUGGAUUUUACAAGCCUCGUUGACUCAUCGAUGGAUUUUACAAGCCUUGUUGACUCAGUUUUUACUAAAGCCCCAGUAGUCACUUUGUUUCCAGCAGAAACCUUAAACCUGGAGACGCACUUGUUUUCUGUGGUAGAAUCUACAAUUUUAAUGCCUUCUCUCACUGAACUGUUUGUCUCUUCUGUAUCAACUGUUGACCUCGAGUCAACCCCUACUAUUGUAGCAAUACCAGAAUCCACACUGUUCCUCGACAGUUCUCUUUUUAUAUCUAUGAACACAGUGGAAGCCCCUGCCUUUGUGCCAACUGAAUCUGUAAUGCAUAUUAGCCCCUCUCUUUUUACUUUAGUUGAGUCAGAGAAUAUUUCUGACUCCACCAUUUUUUUCUCAGUGGUUCCCACCUUUGAAACAAGUAACCUGUUUUCUUCAGUUCCAGAAGAAAUUUCCUCUACGUUCUCUUUGGUAGCCAGUGAUGUGUCAGCUGUUGUAACUCAGGACUCAUCCUCUAUGCUUGCAAUAUUGGAAACGGCAUUCAGUACUUUUGAUAUAGAGACCUCAGUUCCACCAAUUACAGGCACCAUCAAUCUAGAGACCACACUUUGGCCAACUAUUAACCCAACAUCUGUUGUUUCUUUCGCCCCAUUGUCUAGUGCUGACUGGACAGAGAGAAGUUCAAAUGUUCUGUUAGAGUCUUCUGAGAUGUGGGAAGUGACCCCAAGCAUUGUGUUUGAAUCUGGCAUUUUCUAUACCUCAACUUUUUCUGGUGCUACCUCUUCUCUGCUGCCUUCAUCGUCUGCAUUGGUUUCUACCAUGCUGGCCUUGUCCUCCACCUCCUUUGAGUCUGAUCUCACCAGCAGUGCUUUUAUUGAAGAGACUCUUCAGACCUCUUCAUUUUUCUCCGUUCCUCUGACAACAGAACUUCCUGCUUCCACUUCUGCAUCAAUUAUGGACACAUCAGAGGCCCAUACCUCCGUAGUCUCAAGCAACAUUUUAGCAUCGCCAACACCCAGCAUUUCACAAGAACCAAGCAUGCUACCUGAUAUGAGUUUACUACCGACAAUAAGUUCAAUACUGACAUCAAACUUGCUAUCUACGGCAAGUCCUGAAACUGUUAUAAACUCACCAAACCCUCAGUCAUCUACGGACCUACUGUUUACAACAAGCCCCACUCUGGACUUGAGUGCACAAAUGAGUGUAAGUUUGAUGUCCACUCCAGUUGCUCCUCAGGUUCCAAGCAGUAGUCUUUUUUCAUCUCCCACUGAGCUAAACACUAUGAUAGCCACAACUUUUACUCCAACUACUUUCACCUCAGCACCUGUCACUCAUACUGAACAUGAUACGACGACUUCCACCACCCAGGCAUCUACGACAAGCACCACCAAACCUGAAACUACAACAACAAGUACAACUUCUGUGCCGAUUACAUCUCCAUCUGGACUCACAGCCACAUCUUCUCCAACUACCACAAGGCCUACCCGGUUGUGUGAUGUCUCAAACCCUGAACCGUACCUAGUUACUGCAGUUCUGUCAAGACGAUUCAGCAUGCAGAACAUCACUGAAUCCAUCAAGGAAUUACUAACGCUAAACUUUAACCGUCCUGUGGAAAUUGAGGUCUAUACAUUGUCAGAGAGCUACUCGUUCAUGGUGACCUCUGGACCCUCCGUGUAUACUGCCAUUGCUGUUGUUAAUGUUUUGGGCAGCAGCAGCCUUGUCAUUGGGCCGGCUCCUCCCAUUGUGUCUCUGCAGACCGCAUUUCUUGGACUGGGCCAAAGAUUCCACGUUCAGACAGUCCUGCAGUUUGUGCCGCAGUCAGUCGAUAUCAGACUCUGCACAUUCAGUGAGCAGAUCCAGAAGGGGCUGAGCCUUGCGCUGUUUGAGGUGCGCAGACUGCGCCAGGAGAGGGAAAAUCUCACUGUUCAGAUAGUGAAUAUCAGUACCAGUUUGCCCCGGGAGAUGAUCUGGAAGGCACCAGUCACCAUCACCUACUCUGCUCAAGACCACAAUGGAUUCCUGAAUGGCUCAGAGAUAAGCGAUCAGUUGAGGAAUCUGACCCUGGUAGAAUUCAGCUUCUUCCUGGGCUUUCCGGUGAAGCAGAUUGCAGAACCGUCUCAAUAUCCUCGGCUCAAUACCUCUCCACACCUGAAGGAUUCUUGGCUGCGCACAGUCUUGCUCGGUGUCCAGGAGCAGCAGCUGAGGAACGAGGCCUUUCAGACGGAGAUAGAGAGGAAGCUUGCUCAGCUCAUCAGCGAAGCAACGUUACAGAAGCGGCGCUGGAAGAGAGCCAGCUACGCCGGGAGCAACACCGUGCAGGUGGUGAAUAUUUCCCGAAUGGAAGGUUUGGAUGACCCGGUUGAGCUGAUUUAUUUCAUUGAGGAUCAGUACGGAGGACGGCUAGCUGCUGAUAAGGCUUCUAGUUUGAUAAAUGAGGUGAACAUCCAGCGAGCUGCCAUCAUCCUCGGAUACCGACUGCAGGGCGUGGUGGCGCAGCCAAUAAACCAACCCUCAGAGAGCGACCGCCAGGCACAGAACCUGUGGAUCAUUGUGGGUGUGGCUGUGCCAGUAUUAGUGGUGACCAUCAUCAUAGUCAUCUUGUACUGGAAACUCUGCCGGACUGACAAACUCGACUUCCAGCCUGAUACAAUGAGCAACUUACAGCAGAGACAGAAGCUCCAGGCCCCCAACGUAAAGGGAUUUGACUUUGCCAAGCAGCACCUGGGCCAGCAUAAUAAAGAUGAAGUUCUCAUCGUACAUGAGCCUCCUCUGCCUGUGUUACAUGGACCCCUGAAAGAUUCCACCCCCUCUGAAAACGGGGACAUCCCCACUCCAAAGUCCAAGGCUUCUGGUAAGCCCAGCAAGAUUGGGCGCCACCGUGGCAGUAGGAUUACCCCCUCGGAUGCUGGAUCCACGGCUAGUGAACCAUCAAGUGGAAGAGAUUCGGGUGAAGACGGAUCUCCGCGGCCUUCGGCUCCUCCGCGUGAAACCCCACAGCGACCAAAAGCCAAAGGAGAGUUGCCAGUGUUGGGCAGCGGAGUUGAGCAGCAUUCCUCGGCUUCUAUAUUUGAACACGUUGAUAGGAUGUCACGUUCCUCAGAGGCCAGCCGUCGCCUCCCCAGCAAAAUUCAACUCAUCGCCAUGCAGCCGAUGGCCACUCCACCCAUGCAUGGACUGUCUGUGGCAGAACGAGAGAUGGAGGCUAAUAAGAUAAAUAGAGAGAUUCAGACAACGUUGCGUCAUAAGUCGGAGAUAGAACACCACCGUAAUAAGAUACGUCUUCGAGCCAAGCGUAAAGGACACUACGAGUUCCCCCUGGUGGACGUUGUGGGAAUGUCGGACACCAAGGAGCGCCAGCGCAUGUACCGAAGGGCCCAGAUGCAGUUUGAUAAAAUUCUGGAUCCUGUGAUGGGCGUUCCCACUGUAUUCAUAGAGCCCCGUAAGAGCUCUCGAGCUCGGCGUUCUCCAAAGCAGCGGCGACGACAACAGGGCUCCUCCAGCCCCCCAGAUGCAGACCGAGAUCGUUUAAUUGCAACUGAUAGUGACGGUACCUACAAGAGGCCCCCAGGAGUCAGUAACUCGGCCUAUGUGUCUGACCCGGAUCUUCCCUCUGACAACCCCACAUCAGUGUCUGAGUUGGGUAAAUACCCUGGCUCUCUUCCCCGGGGCCCUCCCCCUGCACAGUAUGUGGCCCCUCAGCCUUCCAUUGAAGAGGUCCGUCAGACUAUGCAAUCUCUUCUGGACGAUGCCUUCGCACUGGUGGCCCCCAGCAGCCAGUCAGCUGUGCAAGCUGGAAACUCCCCUACGGGGCAGCAGCAGAACAAUGACACUCCUACCCGCAGCGGAAGGGGCUCUACACCCUGGGGGGCCCAAUAUCCAUCCCACCAGUCACCACACUACAAUAGAUUUGUGGAUUAUGGUGUGACACAGCCUUCGGCUCCCAGCUUGCUAACAAGGAGUCCAGGGUUCGGUUCUGGAUUCCUCCUCCCAUCAGAAACGGCUCCAGCAGAGCCCCAGCAAACAGAGGUGCAGUACCCUGCAAGGAUGUACCCUGAGGACAUACCAUCUGUGGCCAGACCCCGCCCCCUCGGCAGCACCUCAGGCUCUGCCCAGAUCCACCAGCUGACCCAAGUGGGCAUCGCAAGCCGCAUGGGAGCCCAACCCACAGACCUGCCAUUAAACAGGAGUGGACAACCUUCUGGGGGCCCUAGCUGGCCUUCUUCAUACUAUAACCGUGAUGAGGAGACCACCAGAAAUUUCCCUCACCGAGAUGCUGGUCACGUUCAUGGAGCCCAGGACUACGGCACCCCACCAAUGUUUGGUGGGAACAGACCUGCAGCAGGUCGCCAGCCCCCUGCGCACCUCCCACCCUCUAUCUGUUACCCGGCUGCAUCCGCUGAGGACAUUCACCCCGGUCACUCCUCCGCCUCCCUCAUCAAGGCCAUUCGCGAGGAGCUGCUCCGUCUUUCCCAGAAGCAGGUGGUGGCGCCUGCCUACCACAGCUGAUAAGGACUGAGUGCGGCGUCUAUACUGUCCACUUCCUAUGGAAGCCACAGCAGGAUCAUUGGUCAGCAUCGUAACUACUGGAGAAGAGGUGUAAAAGCCACCUCGCCCUGGGCCGGGUCAGCAACACAGGCUUCUCGGAGCACUGAGGGAACCAUGCGUUCAAACUGUUCUAGACACAUGGGCUUCUAGUCCCCCCCAUUGUCAUGUGUCAGGUUAGGAGCUUGAAGGGGUGCUCCACUUUUUUUAGAUACUCCUAUAUUUUUGCUACUUUAACAUCUUAGAAAACAAAAGUUUGUCUACAUGACACUGACCUGUGGGGGCCUCUGCUCUGGAUAUUUCUGAUGUUGGAGGGCCGUUUAGAAAGAUUGGUCGUUCAUUGCUGCGCAACACUCUAUCGCUGCGUUUCUCCACUAAAUUUUCUCUGAUUUAUAAAAGUUUGAAGUGUACAGUGAAAAGACAUAGUGGAUUGAAAAUAGAUUGGUUAAUAGGCAAAAAGAACACACAAAACCGAAAGAAAAUACACCGAGUUAAGGAAAAUUCUCUCUUUUAUUGAAGGAUGAUGAUUAGGGUGGCCCAAUUUAGGUGUGAAAAGUUGGCCAGGAUGAAUGUUUAAUAUCAUGUUUGGUAGUGCAUUUCAUGCACUGGCAAGGAAGGCCGUCUAUGGAAAAGUGGGUAAUGGAAUAAAAAGGUUUCUGAGGUUAAGGGUAUUUGAGGCAGGUGAUAUCAUGAGGCAGUGUGUUCGGGAAGAGUCGUCAUUCCACAUUCAGUGGAAGAUCCAACAGAACCAGCGAAAUGGUCCUAGAUUGAAGGUACAGCAAAAGGAAAGUAAUUGAUUCACAGUGGAAGAUGGAUCAGAGAAUUUUGGGUUAUUAGUAUUAUUAUACAAAAUUUAUAUAGGGCCAACAGUUUGCACAGUGCUUUGCAAAAUGAAGGCAGACAUUACACUUCCAGUACAAUUCAAUACAAGAGGAAUCAGAGGGCCCUGUUCAUUAGAGCUUACAAUCGAAGAUCUGAAGAAUAGAACCGGCUCUGGGAAAGCCAUAAGCAUUUCAACUCAGUAGAAAGAGUCAAGCAAAGGGUCCCAGAGUGAAGACGAAGCACAAGAGGAGUCCUGGCUACAGAAUAGGAGGUGAAGGAUGAAGCAGAUGGUUUUUAAAGAGGCGGUGUGUAUAAUAGGUCACUAAGAAGUGAUUUAACGGAGAACCUGAAACAUUCAAGAUUGGUAAAUGGUAUGAUAGGGAAAGGGAAAAGGUUCCAUAUUGAAGGUAAAGCACCAGAGCAGUCCUGAUUGGGUAAGGUAUGAUAAGGAAAGGGAAAAGGUUCCAUAUUGAUGGUAAAGCACCAGAGCAGUCCUGAUUGGGUAAGGUAUGAUAGGGAAAGGGAAAAGGUUCCAUAUUGAUGGUAAAGCACCAGAGCAGUCCUGAUUGGGUAAGGUAUGAUAG